AUGGGGCACCGCAGCGCGCAAUCCCCUCCACACCCUGCGCCUGAAAGGCGCACAGACGGGUUUCCGACACCAGUAGCGCGCGGAUGGUCGGCCGAAAACACCUCUCACUGCAGCGCGCAGAUAUGGAGCAGCAGAGUGGCACAGAAUGUGGUGCUGAUUGAUCCAACGAAAGGCAGUCCGCUGGCGUCGCUGCGCGCGUUCAAGGGGCCAUCGGGGCACAUCCCCUUCCCCAACAAGUGCCCCGCGCACCCCUUCAGGGGCGAGUGGCGCAGCGUGGCGUUCGGCCCAGCGCAGCGCACGCUGCUGGCCGCGGCGAGCUACAGCACGAGAGGCGCGCUUCGCCUGCCGGAACUCACGGACGCGCUGCACGUGUUCGACACGGUCGCAGCGGACGUCACGGCGCGAGUGCCGCUGAACAACACGCCGGAUAGCGUGUACUUCGUCCCCCUCGCUAACGAGGUGUGGGUGCACGCGGCCGACGUGGCGGACCGCUACUCGUUCUCCAUUCUGUCGGCGCAGCCGCCGUACGCGGAGGUGCACAGCCAGGGUAUCAACACCAUGCUCCCCGUGGGACGCGCGCGCCUGCUGCAGAGCCCCAACCUGGGCACGCGCGGCUAUCUGACGACCUCGGGAUCAUCGGGGGUGUACACAGUCGACCUCGCGCGCCCCUCUAUCGCGCCCGCGCUCUUCCUCUCCUUCCAGGAAUCUGCCGCCGUCUCACAGCGCGCCUGCCCCGGCGCGCUUUCCAGCGCGUACGCACGCGUGCUGCGCCACACAUUCGUCUCCUGCGCACGUCCGCCCUCCGCCUCCCCCGUUUCCCCUGCUGACGGCGGAAUCGGGAUCGGCGUGAGCGAGGCCGGCGCGGGCGCACGGAAGGCGAGCGCGGGGGAAGGAUUGGCGGGAGCGGGGAAACUGGCGACGGUGCAGAUCGACGCGCAUACCAACCUGAUCGUGGGCGUCUGGCCGUUCGCUGGCGAGCUGUACAUGGCGCCGGACGAGAGCUUCCUCUUCGUGCUGGAUGCGACAAACAAGGCCAUCCACCUGCUGCAGCUGAGUGCCGUCCAGCCGCCGCCCUCGCAGCCCAACGGGCAGCCGCAGCCCACGCCGCGGCCGCGCCCCAACGUGACAGCGUGGCAGCCGCUGACGUUCAACGUGGACUACACGCCGCUCAGGAUGGUCUUCACUCCCAAGCCGCCGCACUACCUGGUGUACAUAAGCGUGGCGGAGGGCGGCGUGAUAGGGCGGCUGGACAUGCAGCAGCUGAUGCAGUGCGGCAGCGGGUGCUCGGCAGGCAACAUGCAGUCCUUUGUGCAGUUCGAGCAGCAGAUGGGCGAAAACUCACCUCCAAGAGGUGGCCUUGUGCUCUCGCGGCCGGUGGCAGCAGGUGGGGGCUACGUGUGCCAGGUGGCGGCAUAUGAUCGCAGCAUAGUGUGCUUGGAGGAGGCCACGGGCCAGAAGACUCCCUAUGCCAACAUCAGCGAUGUGCAACACUUGAUGUGA
Messenger RNA from Closterium sp. Naga37s-1, 1500 nucleotides. The record is from the annotation of a GenBank genome assembly. Lineage: Eukaryota; Viridiplantae; Streptophyta; Zygnematophyceae; Desmidiales; Closteriaceae.